Fonsecaea multimorphosa CBS 102226 is the source of this 666-nucleotide messenger RNA. RefSeq lists its product as uncharacterized. The transcript has 3 exons. Lineage: Eukaryota; Fungi; Ascomycota; Eurotiomycetes; Chaetothyriales; Herpotrichiellaceae. The record is from RefSeq and is a predicted model, not a curated record. The coding region runs from base 1 to 666 and encodes 221 amino acids. Gene Ontology annotation, molecular function: protein binding.
AUGUCGUACUACAACGAUCAACCUCAAGGCUCCUACGGCCGCGAUCCCUACAACCAACCUCCAUCGUACAGUGGCCCACCUCAGGUUCCUCACCCAUGGGUCGCCGAGUGGGACGAACGUGACGGCCGCUGGUUCUUCGUCAACCGUGAGACCGGCGAGCGUACCUUCCAACACCCGCAACAGUCCUAUGGCGGAGGCGGCUACGAUGAGAGAGGCUUUGGAGGAGGUUAUGGAGGACAGGAGCAGAGAGGAUAUGGCGAGCAAGAGCCGCAGCAUAAAUCUCACACUGGUCGCAAUGUUGCACUCGGUGCAGCUGCAGGGCUUCUCGGUGGCGCCCUCUUAAUGCACGAAGGAGAGAAAGUUGAGAACAAAUGGGACGACGCCAAGUAUGAUGUCGAGAACGACGUUCGUGACGGAGUGCAAGAUGUUGAGAACUUCCCCGACGAUGCAGCACGCUGGACUGGCGACAAGGUUCAAGAGGUCGAGGACAUCCCGCAAGAUGUUGACCGCAAAUGGGACAACGCGGUGCAGGACGUGGAAGAUGUGCCUGACGACGUUGCUGGCUGGGCUGGUCGAAAGGUCGGUGAUGUCGACAGAUUCGAUGACAACAUUGACAACGCCUACGACCAAGGCCGCGAUGAUGCCAGAUACAACGACAACUACUAG